UUUAACAUAAUAAGAGGGCUCUGGACUAAGAAAAUCUAUUAUUAGAAUUGUUUUCUAUCUCAUUUAUUUUAUAUAUAAGUCAGUUGUUGACAAAUGUUAUAUAUUAUAAUUUAUUAACGUUUUAAUAGUAGAAAAUAAUCAAUAUGUCACAAGUCAAAGGUGGCGAAAAAAAUCGUGGAUAUCAUUCUAAUAAGAAAAUUAACUGUGGUGACAAGAAAAAAGAAAUUGUGGAAAAUACAAAUGAAAACAGUUUUGUUUUACAACAAUUUCGAGCAUAUGCAACUGAAUUAGAUGAUAAACAUGAUCGUUUUGAGAGAAUUGUAAAAACUGGAAGAGAUAUUACUAUAGAAAGUAAAAGAAUUAUUUUUCUUUUGCAUACCAUAGAUAAAAAAAGCAAACAAGAAAGUGUGUUAUGUGAAGCUGAUUUAAGAUUGCAAAAUGUUGCACAAAAUCAUUUCAAAGCUAUUUCACGAGAAUUAGAAAAUCAAGAUCCAUAUCUUUAUUUAAAAGCUUAUCGUAAUGGUUUAGAGGAAUAUAUAGAAGCUGUUACAUUUUACCAAUACUUAAGUAGUGGUAACAUGAAAAAUUGGUUAGAAUUAGGAAAAGCACUUACUUAUACAAAUUCUGAAAAAUCUAAAUCUAUACAGAUUUUAAUUACUCCAUUUGAAUAUAUCUUAGGCAUUUCUGAUUUGACUGGAGAGCUAAUGCGUCAAUGCAUUAAUAAUUUAGCAACAGGAGAUAGUGCUAGUUGUUAUGAAACAUGUAAUUUUGUUAGAAAUAUGUACAAAGGUUUUCUUGGUUGUGUUAGUAUAUCAAAUAAGGAAAUAAACAGAAAACUUUGUACUCUUAAACAAAGCCUUCAUAAAAUGGAGAAUGUUUGUUAUACAAUUAAAAUAAGAGGUUCAGAAAUACCAAAACACAUACUUGUAGAUGUAGCUACUGAAGAAUAUAUAGAAAGUGAUGAAGGAUAUCAGGUUUAUUAAAUUUUGUAACUAUUUUUGAAGUAUUUAUUUAUCAUUGUUUUUGUACAUUUCAGUCAUAAAAAAAUAAACUAAUUCUUAUAUGAUUAUACUUACUUAUCAAUUAUAAUAUUGUAAAAAUAAAAUAUUUCUAUAUUCUUUCAUCUUUCUUACACUACCACAUAUAUUUAUGUAGUUAUGUAAAAUAUGUGUUAUAUAAUGUUCCACAUGUACAACAUACUUUAUGUAAAAUUACAUAGAUAAAUUUAAAAAUAUCCAAACAUAUUAUAAUAAAAAAAUAUCUAUCUCUUAA
This is a messenger RNA of Apis cerana (Asiatic honeybee), 1272 nucleotides long. It is a transcript of the gene Trax, whose product is annotated as Translin associated factor X. The record is from RefSeq and is a predicted model, not a curated record. Lineage: Eukaryota; Metazoa; Arthropoda; Insecta; Hymenoptera; Apidae. Gene Ontology annotation, molecular function: sequence-specific DNA binding.